CGCGGUUUAUUUUUUUUAAAUGAAUUUUAUCACUGUCGAUUUGGUCGAUCAUAUCAAUUUGUCGAAAUCUGUUGAAGAUGAAGUGUUUAUUUUACGGUUACUACAUAACGCUGUUGAGUUUUUUCCCAAUUGGAGACACUACAAUCUUUGCAAAUAUGUACCCUCGCGUUAAGGCGCGAGCCAAAUGUGAUGGAAACGCCGGUGCGCCGUUGAUUCUGACUCCAUACUUGAAGUCGGGCCGUAUAGAGUUAGCGCAGAACUUGUCGCGGGUGCCUCUGACUACCAAAAUUGGAUUUCAAAGUCACGCCGGCUUUUUCACUGUAGAUCCCCAGUACAACUCGAAUCUCUAUUUUUGGUAUUUCCCGCCGUUUUCCAAGCAACAGGACGCUCCCAUAUUGUUGUGGCUGCAAGGCGGGCCUGGCGGCAGUUCUCUAUACGGUUUGUUCACUGAACUGGGCCCUCUUAUAGCAAAGAAGGGUGGAUUCUCAUUGAGAAAAUACCACUGGGCACGGAACCAUCACUUGAUCUUCAUUGACAACCCAGUUGGAACUGGCUUCAGCUUUACAAGCUACAGGGAUGGCUACUGCACUGACGAGAACUGCAUAGGGAAAGGGUUGUACAGUGCAAUGCUGCAAUUCUUCACCCUUUUCCCAGACUUAGCUAAUAAUGACUUCUUCAUCACAGGAGAAUCAUAUGCUGGCAAAUAUAUACCAGUUUUAGCAUUAGAGAUACACAAUCACAAUAUGAAAGGGGUAGUAAAUAAAAUCAAUUUAAUAGGUAUGGCCAUAGGCAAUGGAUUUUGUGAUCCCGUAAACCAGCUAGAUUAUGGAAGUUACUUGUACCAACUAGGGUUAAUUGAUCAAAAUCAAUGUAAACUUUUUAAAGAACUACAGAAGAAAAUUGUGGAAGCAAUACAAGCUGAAAUGUGGGGUGCAGCUGAUAUCCUAAUGGACAAACUGUUGGAUGGCGAAAUAGCAAACUUUUCAUACUUUAAAUCCUUCACAGGGUUCAAUUCUUAUUACAACUUUCUAAUAACAGAGGACCACACAGACAUGUCAGUAUUUAUGGAUUUACUAGAAAAUGACAGUAUAAGACAAAGUAUCCAUGUUGGAGGUUUACCGUUCAACUCCGGCGAAAAUGUUGUGUUUAAUUUGUCUCUUGACAUCCUUCAGUCUGUCGCUCCUAUUAUCUCAGAGUUGUUAUCUCACUAUAGAAUAUUAUUUUAUAACGGUCAAUUGGACAUAGUUGUAGCUUACCCAUUAACAGAAAAUUUUCUACGUAAUUUAGCUUUUAGCGGAUCUCAAGAAUAUAGUAAAGCUCCAAGAGCUAUAUGGUUGGUAGAUGGUGAGAUUGCAGGUUACAUUAAGAAAGCUGGUAAUCUAACUGAAGCACUUGUUCGUAAUGCAGGUCACAUGGUGCCCCGUGACCAGCCCAAAUGGGCCUUUGACCUGAUUACUCGUUUUGUACGGAAUAAACUAUGAUCAUAAGCGGUACUUUCUAUAAGUUAAUGUAUAAAUACAGAACAGUCUGGUAGAAAUCUACUAUAAUAAACUUUUUAUAUUCUUUCAA
Molecule: messenger RNA, 1569 nt
Organism: Hyposmocoma kahamanoa
Lineage: Eukaryota; Metazoa; Arthropoda; Insecta; Lepidoptera; Cosmopterigidae
Product: venom serine carboxypeptidase-like
Exons: 1
Coding region: 78-1481 (467 amino acids)
Biological process (GO): proteolysis
Molecular function (GO): serine-type carboxypeptidase activity
Source: RefSeq, a predicted model, not a curated record